Messenger RNA from Oryzias melastigma (Indian medaka), 3335 nucleotides. RefSeq names its product claudin-10. The coding region runs from base 424 to 1443 and encodes 339 amino acids. Gene Ontology annotation, cellular component: bicellular tight junction; plasma membrane. Lineage: Eukaryota; Metazoa; Chordata; Actinopteri; Beloniformes; Adrianichthyidae. The transcript is spliced from 6 exons. Gene Ontology annotation, biological process: cell adhesion; bicellular tight junction assembly. Gene Ontology annotation, molecular function: structural molecule activity. The record is from RefSeq and is a predicted model, not a curated record.
AAACAUCGCAUUUGUUCGAGCAGACUCCCUUACAGUUUAUGUACAAAUACGAAAGCCUGUAGAAGCUGCAUGUUGUAUUCUGUAACAUGAGUAACAUGCACCGUCAGUGUAGAUUUUUAUCAACUUUUUUUGGGACUUCUGGGAACCGAAAAAACUGCUGGUUCUCACCUGCAUCUGCACAAAUACUUGGAAAACUACACUACCACACUGCCGCAUACCGCCGUCUGUCCCGUCCACUGAACGCAGGGAGCGCCAAGAAAGAAGAUUCUCAUUGAUUUUGGGGUAAAAACCGGAUGAAUACGAAGUAAGAAUGUAAGACCAAUGGAAGAGCGUCCAGUAGGAACCAAAACAGAAGAAAAACCCACAUAUUUUACGCAGAAGAGGAUUUAGAAAUCUGGUUAGCCUUUGAGUUACAGAAGAGGGAUGAAGAUCCGCGUAGUCCAAAUCUGGGGUUUCUUGCAAUCCGUCCUUGGCUGGAUCUUCGUGGCCUGCACUAUGGCCAUGGAAGGCUGGAAGAUCAGCGCCAUUGGCGGAAUGGGCGGCUCAUCCAUUAUCAAAGUGGCCUGGUACUGGUCCAAUUUAUGGAGAUCUUGUUUCACAGAUUCAACUGCCGUCUUCAACUGUCGAGAUUUUGGCGUCCUCUGGUCCGUGGAGCUGCACAUCCAGAUAGUGAGAGGUCUGCUCAUGGGGGCGCUGUCUCUGGGCAUGCUCGGGUUUGUGCUCAGUCUGUUGGGCAUGGAGUGCACAUACAUUGGUGGGAAAGAAUUGUCGAAGCAUCGAAAGAUCUACGCAGGCGGAUGCUGCCAUAUCAUCAGUGGUGCACUAUCUGCAGCUGGAUAUGGCGUUUAUGCACAAUAUGUGUCAGUUGAAUACUUUAAUCCAAACUUUACAGGACUAAAGUUUGACCUCGGGACGCCGCUGUUCCUCGGUUGGGUGGGCUCAGCCUUUCACAUGGCUGGAGGCUUUUUCUACCUUUGGUCAGUGUGCAAACCCCUUUGUGGGGGAAAGAAAACGGUAAUAAAAGUUCAAGCAACAGCGGACCCAGAAAAAAACGAGUCCACCAAAGAUCUGUCAUCCGUGUCAGAGAUCACCUCAAAGACCAAGAUGUCCUCCAUCUCCGAGCUGUCGUCCGGAAGCCGCAACUCGGACGUUUCCUCCAUCUCCUCCAAAUCAGAGGGAACGCCCAGAUCAGGACGCACCACCAGUUCUGGACGGUCGACCGCGACGGGGCGGACCUCUCGAACGAGGGGGUCGGAUGAAUCGGCAUCGAGUUCGGGUUCUGAGUCAAGACCGCUAUCCAGUUUGGAGUCUAGGUCCAGACAGUGGUCACGAUCCAGCCUCUCAACGUCGUUGGGGUCAAGAAGCAGCAGUCGAACGGGAUCGUCGCGGGUGGGCAGCUUCAGAAACGAAACUGCACCGUUCGUCAAGAACUCCUACAUUUGAACCUCUGAUGAUUUAAGGACAUACACCCGAUCUUACGUGUACCCACUAUCUUUGGAUUCCUUAAGUGUUAAACAAAUCUCUAGUUUUUGGUUUGAUCUCAAUCAUGGACCUUCAACAAGUACAACUUCAUCAGGGCCUGCUCUGCUUUAGUCAAACCUCUCUCCACAUUUGAGCAACACUGAGCAGCAAACACUCCUCAAGAAGUCAAUGAUGGACACGUUUUUCUCAAGGCAGCUUUGAAAUGAUUCACCGAUUGAAAAGUUUUUGAAAUUUUGAGUCGCAAAAACACAACCUUCAGUUAUUACCAAAGUGUCCCUGUUUUCUAAAAGACUGGUAUAUUUUUUUAAUUAGUAGUACAAUCAGGAGUUUCUUACUUUACCACCCUGAAAGGAUGUGAGGUAGUCUGGCUCAGAUUAUGGGUUUGUUGUUCUGCAUACCACAACCUCGGGCUUUGUGGGGUUUAUCCCGGCGAUAAGUGGCAAUAAAGGAAAAAGUGUUGUCUAACCGCAAUGUACACGUGUGUCUAACAACCUUCACAGAGACUGAUGGGGAUUGAGUUUUUUAAAUAAAACUGUAAAAUAAAAAUAAUAAAUUGCUUAAGAAAAUUUUUGAAAAGUGUUAUUUUUAUGCUGUAAAUUAAAAAAAAAGCAUCUCUAGGUGCAAUUACAGUCCAAAUACUAAAAAUGAUAACACAAUGUUACUUCCUACUGACACAAAAAUUAGCUAAAAUUGUGACGUUAGCUUGGAGCAAUAAAAAAAAAAAGUUGUGUAAAAAGCAAUUUUGUGGCAAAUAAAGUAUAGUGUUGAGAUUUGUUACUGAAUGUGUCUUCCAUGUUGUGAAAUAGUCACUUUUUUGACCGAAAUACGAAAAGUCAAACUGCAUCCACUGCUGCCUAUAAAAUCCUUUAAGUACAAAAAGAAAGGAAGUUCUGUUGAGGUUAUUAAAGCAGUAAUGCAGACACAUUUACAAACUUCAGUCAGUUCAUACGGAUUCUCUAUUCACACCAGGAUCAGAAAUGUGCAUUCAAGGCUCCACUUCCAAGGAAAAGUCCAAGAAAAUGCCUAAAAAUACGUGUUUCUGGCUUCCGAAUUCAAAACUCUUCUGUUCAACCGUUGCUAUGCAAGAUUUUAGGUCAAUUUUCAGGUUCUGCAAAAGAAAAAAAACUAAUAAUAAUAAUACAAAAAGCAUAGCCGUUGAGCACAUGCUCCAGGUCAAACUUUGACCAAUCGGGGACCCGGACUAGUAGUGACAUAUGGGUAGCGUCCUAUUCAAAACUCGGAAACUGUUUGAAAAUUCAAAGUUAUAAUGACAGUUUGAUGGGAUUAUAUGAUACACAUUGUCUUUCAUAAAUCAGAAUAAAGCUGUGAUAGAAAAACCUGGACACCUGGACACACACACCAAGCGCUAGUAUCGGUUAGCGACAAUCCAAUGUGGCACGUUCAAGAACGCACAUCAAUGUAGUAGUGUGUGUAGAAUGAGACAACCAACAAACAAACAAAGUAAGAAAAGUUAAACUGCACUUUUUCCACUGCUGCCUGGUAUUACAUAUUUUGGGGACUAGAAAAUAAAAAGGUCUAUUAGAGUGUUUUUUAGCAGCACAGCAGACACAUUUACUAAAUCAAAUAGUUGUUACUAAGGCAACCAAACCAGCUCUCUGAGACAUGCUUGUAACAGCAAGAUGUUUAGCCCCAACAAACAGCAAUAAACAUAACAGAUGAGUGUGCCUUCACUUUUGGGGGCGGGGCUAUUUCUUGGCGUUAGAAGGACAGUGCUGUCGUCAUUGGGGGUGGGGAGGACUCAUUCAAACACCAGCAUCUGGUUUCCAGCUGGGCGCGGUUGGAUUCCUUUUGCGUCUAGAAAGUUGUGAAUGCUCCAGAGCACAAACUCACCG